AUGGCUGAACCUGCUCCUAGACCAAGCUUGUUCACCCCAGCAAGCACACUUGCAGCUACAUCUGCUCAGAAGGCGACACAUAUUCAAUACCAGGAUGUAACGUUCCGCAACUGGUACAAGAAGAUCAACUGGCUCAAUACGACCCUCGUCGUCCUCAUCCCUAUCUACGGCCUCUAUCUCGCCAAGCACACGCCCCUCCGCGGCGCAACACUCGUCUGGAGCAUCAUCUACUACGUCUGCACUGGCUUUGGUAUCACAGGAGGCUAUCACCGUCUGUGGUCGCACCGCUGCUACUCUGCACGUCUCCCUCUCCGUCUCUUCCUCGCCUUCGUCGGCGCUGGCGCUAUCCAGGGCAGCAUCCGGUGGUGGAGCGCGAACCACCGUGCCCACCACCGCUGGACCGACACUAUGAAAGAUCCCUAUUCCGUCAUGCGCGGCCUCAUCUUCAGCCACAUUGGGUGGAUGGUGCUGAACAACGACCCCAAAGUCAAAGGACGCACCGACGUCUCAGAUUUAGACUCGGACUGGGUCGUGGUCUGGCAGCACAAGCACUACGGCAAAUGCCUCCUCUUCACAGCAUGGGUGUUUCCCUGCCUCGUUGCCGGCCUGGGAUGGGGAGACUGGUGGGGCGGGCUUGUAUACGCAGGCAUCGUGCGCGCAUGCUUUGUCCAGCAAGCGACCUUCUGUGUCAACAGCCUCGCACACUGGAUCGGCGAGCAGCCCUUCGACGACCGCCGCUCGCCGCGCGAUCACGUCCUCACCGCGCUCGUCACCAUGGGCGAAGGCUACCACAACUUCCACCACGAGUUCCCGAGCGACUACCGCAACGCCAUCAUCUGGUACCAGUGGGACCCGACAAAGUGGCUCAUCUUCGCCUUCUCCCAGCUCCGCAUCCCGCUUGGCAGGCUGCAGCAGCAGCAGAAGGCGCUGGACCGCAAGCGCGCGACCCUCGACUGGGGCGCUCCGCUCGCCCAGCUCCCUGUCGUCGCCUGGGACGAGUUCAAGACGCGGUGUGCGCAGGGCGCCAGUCUGGUCGCUGUAGCCGGCGUGAUCCACGAUGUGCAGAGCUUCAUCGCCGAUCAUCCCGGUGGCAAGGCGCUGGUGGCGAGCGCGGUUGGCAGAGACGCGACGGCGCUGUUCAACGGCGGCGUGUACGAGCACAGCAACGCGGCGCACAAUUUGCUCUCGACUAUGCGCGUCGGGAUCCUCCGGGGCGGGCAGGAGGUGGAGGUGUGGAAGAGCGGUAGGAGUCGAUUGGAGAAGGACAGCAAGGGGUUUGUGGUUGUGAGGGCUGGUGAACAGAUGACUAGGGUUGGGGAGCCAGUUGCGGCUGCUUUGGCUGCGUAG
Messenger RNA from Ascochyta rabiei, 1347 nucleotides. Its product is annotated as Stearoyl-CoA 9-desaturase. The coding region runs from base 1 to 1347 and encodes 448 amino acids. Gene Ontology annotation, cellular component: endoplasmic reticulum membrane. NCBI's taxonomy places the organism in Eukaryota, Fungi, Ascomycota, Dothideomycetes, Pleosporales, Didymellaceae. Gene Ontology annotation, molecular function: iron ion binding; stearoyl-CoA 9-desaturase activity; heme binding. The transcript is spliced from 2 exons. The record is from RefSeq and is a predicted model, not a curated record. Gene Ontology annotation, biological process: unsaturated fatty acid biosynthetic process.